Molecule: messenger RNA, 1119 nt
Organism: Zerene cesonia (dogface butterfly)
Lineage: Eukaryota; Metazoa; Arthropoda; Insecta; Lepidoptera; Pieridae
Product: carbonyl reductase [NADPH] 3-like
Exons: 3
Coding region: 237-1076 (279 amino acids)
Molecular function (GO): oxidoreductase activity
Source: RefSeq, a predicted model, not a curated record
UAUAUUAUUAAAGAACCAACCUUAAUCACAAAAAAAUGAUAACCCUAGAUACGUGUAUAGAUACUUAAAUGAGAAAAAAUUUAUUGAGUUUAGUAUAAAAAUAUACCUUUAUCUUGAGCCUUGUUUCUUUUUGUAUUCAAUGUUACAUACUCAUGAGUAUGAUUAUCUAUCCCCGAAAUCGCCCAGAUUUGUUAUUUAUUUAGAUUGGAGUCCGCGCGUAAGUAUAGCAGUAAAUUAUGGAAAAGAAAGUUGCAGUUGUGACUGGAGCUAAUAAAGGGUUAGGCUUUGCCUUAGUCAAAGGGCUCUGUGAGAAACUAGAUGGAACAGUUUAUUUAACUUCAAGAGAUGAGGAAAGGGGUAUUCAAGCUCGAAAUCAACUAAAAAAAAUUAGCCUUAAACCUGAAUACUGCCAACUGGAUGUAACAGAAGAAAGUAGCAUUAAAAGAUUUCUUACUUACAUUCAAAACAAACGUGAGAAAAUAGAAAUAUUAAUAAACAAUGCUGGAGUAUUAUUCCUUAAGGAUGCGCCGGAACCCAAACUUUUCCAAGCAGAACAAACACUCAAAGUUAAUUUCUAUUCUUUGGUGAAUUUUACUGAAGCGAUCUUACCAAUUUUAAAUGAUAACGGGUGUAUUUUAAAUAUAUCCAGUUCUUCUGGACAUUUGUCGAGAAUACCUUCCGAAGAUAUACGAAAUAGAUUAAGCAAGCCUGAUUUGAGUUUGGAGGAAUUAAAAACUUUAAUGCACGAAUAUUUAGAUGCUGUGAAACAAAAUACAGAGGUUGAAAUGUGGGGAGCGUCACCUUACGUCGUCUCUAAAGUUGGUGUCAAUGCUUACACCUUCAUGUUAAAUAGAAGAUUAAAAAAUAGAGGUAUUCGUGUAAACUGCGUACAUCCGGGUUAUGUAAUGUCAGAUAUGACCAAGGGAGCCGGUUCAAUAAGCCCUGAAGACGCUGCGUCACUCCCAUUGCAAAUAGCUUUGAACCCAGAAGAUGGAGGAUUAUUUGUGUGGCAUGAUGGUUCAAGGGUACCUUGGGACGGACCUGACCCUAGAGGCUAUAUUGAUAAGAUAUUGUAACUGUAAUAUCACCUGCCAUUCUUAAUAACAAUUUAAACAGUUA